GCCGCACCUGCACGACCCGUCCCCGCAAAAAGUGCGCUCCGCGUGUUCCGUACUCCAGCGGCGGCCCGUCCAUACUCGCGUGUAGCCGCACCCGGCUUGGCGCUCUUAAGUUUUGUCGAAAUAAUUCAGUGAAGCAGCCACGAAGGAAGUUUAUCGUUGAUGCAAACAAUUUUUGGAGAAUUGUUGAAAGUGACAAAAGCAGUGAGGUGAAGUGCGUCACAGUUUCACGGAGUUCGAUCUUUUUGGGCGUUCUGUACAAGGAGAGCUAGCGCGGCGCGCACGAGAGGCCGCCUCUAGAAAAAGAGCGCGUCUCGCGCGUUGCACUACUAUUGGAAUAUUUGACGUUGAAGAAAGUGUUAGAAGAACAUUAGAAACGAUAAAGAAUGUAUUCGUCGAGGAAAUAACAACGGUUUGUAAAUGUACGUUAUAAUCUUUAAAGGUGUGAAUUUGUGAGAAUAAUUCGGCCGGUCGAACCGGGAGUGAGAGGAGAAGCUGGCGCGCGCCGAGGCGACCUCGGGAAAAGACCGCGUCUUGCAGGUUCACUGUGAGCUGCGGUAGCUAUUCCGUGAUACAAUUGUCUAAGCUUAUCGACAUUCUUGGAAUUUGUUAUAUGUGUCAUCGUAGGCGAUAAACGAUAAAGAUCCGCGUAAGAUCUAGUGAACGGUCUGUGCACAGUGUCAACGCGUACGAACGUAUACGGGAAACGCAACCGGCGACGAUAUAUCCCGCGUGGUACGUAUACGCACAUAUACAUAUAUACGGUACGCGCGAUACGUACGUGUAACGUGCACAUUCGCAAGGACUGUGGACUCGUGGAAUCGUCGUUUGGUGGUCGCGUGUAUCGAAGUAGCCUGUCGCGAAGCGCGCUUAACAGAGAGAUCCAACACUAUAGAAAAGUUGUCGAGCGCAGUGAGAAAUCUGUGAGAGAGGAAAGGUGUUCGUUGUUCAACGAUUAACGCGUGGCGUAGACAUUCGACAGUCACUUGGCACGUAUGUAUGUAGUGCAAUUAUUUCCUGGCUAUCUCGUCUCGCUAACCGUAAAGAAGGCAUUCGUGAAUGCAUGGAGCGGUUCUUUUUAAGAACAAAACACAACAGACAAAGAACAAGCUGUUUGCAACCAGUACAAAGACAAUUCUCUUUGUUCGAUUCAGUGAUAUAUUUUGAUAACGAUUUGUUCGAAUUUUAAAUCGUGCCUUAACGAUUACCGGAAGGAAGUUACGUACGUGGACACGGAAAGUAUUCUGACGUUGAAGGUGCGUGCAAAGGGUGUGAAAUGCGUCGCGCUGCAGUUCGAUGUUCGAUCCAGCAGCGGCGGACGACCUGACUUUGUCAGAUUGCCUCUCAUCGGUACACCUCUUCUCGGCUUCAGUCCAACAAUGGAUCAGCGCAGCUGCGGUACGCGAUUCGAAAUUCUCUUCCCCGGUACCGGACGAACGAUACAAAGUUGAUCAUUCGUGAGCUCACUCGUGAGCCGCGUUUAAUCGCUCCAGUUGGUGAUUAAUGUUAAACGUUGAGCAGACAUUUCGCGCGUUCUAAAUGCGCCAUAGAUUUUGCACGUUAUUGGUUUGCUUGAUCCGUGCAAUCGAUAAUAUUACAUCACGUUCACGAAUUUCUCUGAUUAUGUUCCUUUUUUAUCCAUAAGCAAUAAUUUUUAAACGAUCAAAAAAUAAAACAAUCGUAGACGCAUUAAUAUAUUACAAGAUAUAUCAUGCUUUUAUUAUGAUACCACUGCUCAAACUUAUUUAUAUGUAUAGAAAACUGAUUUUGCGCUUGUGACGAACUAAUAAGAACAAUUUCUUCUAUAUGAUUGAUUUUUAUAUUGCGUUUAUGCAUUAUUACAAAUGUACUCGAGGGUUCUUGAUGUUCGAAUGACAUAAUGGUAAAUUGAUAUACGACCUUCAAUCGUAAAGAUCACGCUUAUAUUGGAGUGUAAGAAGAAUUUAAGAAAAAGAAUGGAAGGCGAAAGCCUAAUAAAAUAAUACGCAAAACACAGAAAUUUGUCGAUCGUUAUGACAUCACACGUGAAUGGUCCGAGCACUGUAAAAACGUGCAUAAAGUAUCUACGUGAAAAUAAUUUAUACGAAUAUCACUCUCUUCUCAAGUAUUGUAUGAACGUAAAUCGUGAGAUAUCGCAUUGUUGCGAGAAACGUUUUAUCGACGCAUAAUAAUGCAGCAACACCGGGUGGAAACACAAAUACUCCACGAGGAGCAGAUCCUGGAGGCAAUUGAUCAGUUGCGUCGACGUAAAGCACGACCCGAUGCUGAUCGCAUCUGCAACUAUUUACUAAGGAAGUUUUCUGUAGACGCAAGAGAUACCAUUGCUGAUCUUCAUCGAUUAAUUGAAGCAGAAAAGGUCAUUCAGGUUGAUUACAAAGGUAAUACCAGUUAUAGAAACGCAUCAAAAUGGUCACGAUUACAGCUUUACAAAAAUCGACCGGAGGGUUUUGUGAAAGAGAAAUUAAAUUCCGGGAUGGUGGCGGGUGCUGUGGCCGAACUCGUUGUCGAGGAGCCAGAUUACCUUGAUCAAGGUGUACCAGCGUAUAGACUGAUCGAACAGUUACUCGAUGGUGUGUCAAAUCCUACUUCUAGACGUAUGGUAGAAGAUUUUCUCGGUAAAGAAGUGGCCAGUGGUAAUUUGACGCGUCUCUCUAACGGCAAUUACUCGCUGGUGGCGACGUCUGACAUGACAACUACCGUCGAGUCUACGCAUCGAGAAUCUUUCACGCUUGAAAAUGGGAAUGCACGACGCAAAGAAAUACAAACUGUUUCGUCUACUACCGGUGGACUGUAUGAUUUUGAUGAAACCGAAAACUUGACGAUUACCGACUCUAGGUCGAAUACACCGAGAUCUUCGCGUCAGGCAAGCCCAAAAUCUGAUCCACAAGUUAGGAAAGAUGAUUGUUACGAGAUAAUAGUAGGAAGAAACGAAAACGCCGAUUUACUGGUGGAACACGAUUCUAUAAGAGAUCAGGAAUCGUUAGAUCCAUCGCAAAGUUCUCACGAAGGUACGAAAGAAGAAUCCAAAAAUACCGAUAAUCAGACUCAUAACCUCAAAAGGUCGUCGAAAGCUGAGCGUAAACAGCGCCUACUUGUUCGAACUGACGAUCCUAUGGACAUAGAGAUCAAAUUUGAGGAUUAUCGAAAAGACAAUAAAGAAGAAAUACAUUCACAGAAAGAGAAGAGAGAAGAGUCCGGACACCUCAGCGAAGAACGGGAGGAUGAAGAUGCGGGAAGAAGUUCUACUAAUCCUUCACCUACACCAUCUAAUACUAACGUUGGUGGUUUUCGUAGUGCUCGUAGAAAGUUGUCAAAAUGCACAAAAACUAUGUUUCAGAGAGCAAAGAAAGUAUUUGAUCCCUCUGACAAUAAUCUUGUAAAAAGAAAACGUGGAAGGCAACCAGGAUCUCAAAAUAAGUCUUCUAUAUCUCAAGAACCUCAAGAUUCUUCCAAAUCAACUGUCAAAGAAGGACCUUGUAGACAGUGUAGUCUUUGUGCCAAAGAAAAACAAGAAACUUUAGUUGCUUGUCGUGAUUGUACAGUACGAGCACAUCCAAGUUGUAUUUAUAGUCCAGAAGAAAUGAUUCAAAAAGCAGGCAGUAGUUGGCAGUGUGAACGUUGUAAAAGCUGUACAAUAUGUUGUGAAACUUCAGAUGCUGGUCCUUUAGCAACAUGUUUCACAUGUGACGAAGCUUACCAUUAUUAUUGCCAUACACCACGAAUAAUAAUUCCUAAAUCAAACUCAAAAUGGCAAUGUAGUGACUGUACCCAAAAGCAAUAUAAAACAAAUAUAAGCCAACAUAUUAGUCUGGUCACUAAUAGACCUGACACACCAUCAAAUCCACCUGUUUUACCUCCUGUUUUGAGUCCUCAAGUUUCACCUGCCAGAGGUUCUUCUGAUCAAAUGGAAGAUGAUAGUCCUAGAGAUGGAAUUGAUCCGAAUAUACCCGAUGCUUCAGAUUGGACAUCUGAACAGGUGUAUCAAUAUUUUGCAAGACUGUUUCCAAAAGAAGCAGAAGUGUUCAGACAACAGGAUAUUGAUGGCCAUUCUUUACUGCUAAUGAAACGAUCUGAUGUUCUGAGUGGACUGGAUUUGCUUUUAGGUCCAGCAUUAAAAAUAUAUAGGCAUGUAUUAAAGCUUCAGGUUAGAAGAGAUGAUCCAAAACUUUAUUGGCUGUAAAUGUUUAAAAUAUUUAAACUUAAGAUAGUAUUUAAACAAAGUUGAGUGAUAGUGACUGUACAGAUUAUAAUUAAGAGUUGGAAUUAUUUUUUGAAUUCAAGAUACUUUUUCAUAUUGUACAUACCAUGGUUAUCUUGAAUUGAAAAGAUAAUUCUUUAUCAUAAGAGAACUUAAGAAUAUUGACAGAUAGGAUAAACAAUGAUUAAAACCUGAGAAGCCUUGUUUUCUAUACAAAUACUUUUGGACGUAAAAUUUUAAUUAAUAUAGUGGAACGUACUUUUUGGUUUAAUGAUUGUAAUCAGUACUUCUGGAAGGUGCUAAUCUGUAUCUUUAUUACACGUUAACGUUAAAUUACUGUCUCAUAGUGAAAACUAUAUAAAUUGUUCUGUUCUGUUUAAAUAAAAUGAUUCGAAUAUGGAGUA
This is a messenger RNA of Osmia lignaria (orchard mason bee), 4599 nucleotides long. RefSeq names its product L(3)mbt interactor in ovarian somatic cells (gene Lint-O). Gene Ontology annotation, molecular function: histone binding; DNA binding; chromatin binding. Gene Ontology annotation, cellular component: nucleus. The record is from RefSeq and is a predicted model, not a curated record. Gene Ontology annotation, biological process: negative regulation of DNA-templated transcription. NCBI's taxonomy places the organism in Eukaryota, Metazoa, Arthropoda, Insecta, Hymenoptera, Megachilidae.